GCGAGUUUGAAUGGUGUAGUCCGUUGCUAUGGAGACGUGUAACACAGACGAGGGGCUCAACAAGGACGUUCACUGAUUCCAGCGCGAGGACAAAAACUCGCGCGCACGAUCUGCGCUUCAGAAUCACUGCGUUUGGAAGAAGAGUGAUUGCAGUGUGGUGGAGAUCAAUCCUCAAAUAGUCAAUACAUGUUCAUCAGGGGAGACUGAAACCCUGCUGCAUCUGCAAGUUCCUCAAACAAACUACAAUGAUCUCAGUAUGGAAUGGAAGAGCGGACCACCUGAGAAAAUUAACAAUUCCUCAAAGGAUAUUUGCCUGUUGGGCUCCAGAGAUGAUCAAACUGAAGACUUAAUGAGAGUGCAGAAGCACAGGAAUCAUAUUGAUGAAUAUAUGAACACAGAAAAGUGGCUGGAGACAUGCAGUCUGGAGAGCUGUGGACUCUCUCUCUCUCACCUUCUCUCUCUCUGCACUACUACUCUUAUGCCUGAGAGAGGAGAUGGAGUGUGCAAACAGAUGCGCAUCAGCACUGAGUCACUCAAAGACUUUGAGGAACAGCUUUACAUAGCCAUUGAGAUGUACCAUGAUCAAAUAAAGUGGCUCACUCAAGGAAGCAAGAAGGUGUUUGGAGUGUUAAAUGGAUCCCGAGUUGGAGUUCUUGUUGACACGUCUGAUUAUAACUGCUCUGAAGAGAGGCUACCAGAUCUACAGCAAGAUCUCCUAACUCUCAUUGAAGAGCAACUAAGCUUAAAGAAUCAACUGCAUCUACUAUCCUACGGCACAGAAGUUACCAGUCUUUGGGAAGAGCCAGCAUAUACCUGCCCACUAAGGCUCACAGAGAGUCAGGCGUGGGUUAUGAAGCUGCAGGCGAGUGGAGGCUGUGACCUCCUGCAGGCAGUGCAGAGGGUGAUGACCCACACACAGUUGGACACACUACUCAUCAUCUUGGGCUCCUGCCCUGAUCAGACAGUAGACGUUAUAUGUGAUUAUUUAGCUCAGAGAAGAAUGCCAUCUGUUCAUGCGGUCUCCUACAACUGCAGCAGUCCAGUCGCCAUUGAGACUGUGAAGCGAAUGGCAGCAGUUACCAGCGGGAAACAUCACUUGUUUUCUGCUGCUCUGGGUGUAGUAGACAAUAGUACAGAUGUGGAGCUGCUCUGGGUGGAGAUUAAAGCAGCGCGGGAUGUUCUUGCCCAAAUUCAGAGCAUGCGUCAGGGUCAACUCGGAGACAGAGCUGUCACUGAGAUCUCUGCAGGUUUGGACAGUGUCACUGUUUCUGACCCCACUGCUGUAACAUGUGUUCUCGGUGCACCAUUGUACAUCCAGUCCACAGGCCCAGCAGCCACCAGCUCCAGUGAAUGGCUGAAGAGCCACGGCCUGAAGGCUCAGAAGCUGGACUUGUAUCAGUUGCUGGCUCGUAAUGCCUAUUCUCCACAAGAGAUGUUUGUGCCAAUCCUGGGAAAGACUGUUUCCUCUACAGUCAAUGAGGUGAUGUACUUGUCCUGCUUCGCUGAUGAAUCCUGGUUUGAGUCCCAUCCAUUCACUUCACUGCAGUCUUACAGAGCUAACUCAAUAAGCUGUUUUUGUCCACAGCGGGCCAUGGUGCAGUUUGAGUGGCAUGAUGGAACGGUGAAGAAUUUGCAUGUGGAUCUUCCAUCACUGGAAAAGUACCAGAGGCGGCUCAUGGGUGCUGUGCGUCUGUGUGAAAGGAGAGUUCAGUGGCUGAACAGGACCGGCAGUAGGCAGAUAUGGGGAACCGUGUGUGAGCAGAGGGUGCAGAUUCUUGUGGAUAUGUCUGGGAUGAAUGCCCACUACCAGCUCCACAUCCAGCAUGCCCUCCGACUAUUGCUGCAAGAGCAACUGGUUAAUAAACUUAGCUUCAAUGUCAUUGUUUUUGGAACAGAUGUGCAGUCAUGGCAACAGAAGAUGGUUCCCCCCACUCAUAAAAACUUGCAAGCUGUUUGGCAGUGGAUUCUGGGAAUGGAGUGUGUCGGGGGUGGUAAUACUCUGGCUGCUCUACGGCGUGCUCUAGAGGAGGAACCAUGUGAAGAAUCAUUGCUGACUCAUGGAGUAUACCUCCUCACCACCGGCUUGCCUGAUAAUGAGAUGGUUUCCGUCACUGCCUAUGUGUCUGAGUGCUGCAGCAAAGUAAAUCUCCAUGUAUGCCUGUUCACUGGAGAGGACAUUCAGAGCUGCCCUUCGUCCUGUUACGCCAACCUUGCUGACACCGCCCGGGCCCUGCGUGAACUGGCACAUGCAGGCAAUGGACGAUUUCUUUGGAUGACUGAAAUGGGCAUUGUGGAGAGUGAUGACAUCACUGUUCUUAUUGGAGAAAUGGAGAUGGCCGCUAAUUAUUUUCAGAAGUGCUCCGACUUAGUGGACUCUCUGAUUCAGAAGGGAUCCAGCAGAAGUUCAGGAGAAAGUCUGUUUCAGGAGAUGAGUACCUCAACCAUCCAACCCCAGUCCCACAGAGCAAAACUGUCUCCUCCAAGACCCACAGCACUCAGUCGUGCUAGACUGGUAAGCAAGCAGAAGAACAGGUCCGCAGAGAGCAGCCUGGCUUGGAGGCCGAGCAGCUCUAAAGCAGAUAUCCCACCAGUCCAAUCAGCUGAUAUCAACAGACCAACAUGUUCAUCAAAGUCUGCCGAUCAGAGAACCAAAUCAUCAGAGUCUGUCUUCUACAUGGAAGAUGGCUGCUUAGGUGUUGUCUUCAAGAAAUAUCCCAAACCAAAGAGUGUGCGCAAGUCGAUAACUACUGUUAAACUGCCGAAACAUGAGGACCUCUGUUCAACAAAGCAUUGGCUGAGAAGGUUUGGUUUGAAGAAUCUGAAGUUGGACCUUCAUAAACUGCUGUCUGGACCCGAAUGCUCCCAUCACAACACACUGGUGCCAUCUGUCAACAAAAGAGUGUCUGCUAAAUACUGUGCCAUAUUCCCCAGUGUCCACAUCAAUGGGAAUGUGAAACACUUGCAUGUGACUCCUGGUGAGUUGAAGCAGUACCUGAAUCAGACUGAGAAACUGAUGCAGCGUUACAGCCAGAGGAUGGAGUGGUUACUGACAGGUAGCAGGCAUAUGUUUGGCUCAGUGCUGGAGAAAGCAGUCUGUAUUCUGUUGGAUGUGUCUGGAUCUAUGACCGCCUAUCUUCCUGAAUUCCAGACAGGACUGGCUUCACUGAUCUGGGACCAGCUGCAUGCCAACAACGUCAGGUUUAAUGUGUUGGCGUUCUCUGGAGAGGUGAGGAUGUGGCAGACAGCACUGGUUCAGUCCAGUGAGGAUCUGUGUAAGGAUGCAGUGCAGUGGUUGAAUCAGCUCAGCACACAUGGAGGUUCAUCCACUCUACAAGCACUGCAGGCAGGUUGUAGUUUUGAAGAUGCUGAGGGUCUGUAUCUGAUCAGUGAUGGCAAGUCUGACUCCAGCCACAGUCUGAUACUGAGAGAAAUAGACACACUGAGACAAGAGAAAGACUUCACCAUUCACACCAUCACACUCAACUGCCACGACAGAGCAGGCAGUGAGUUUCUGAAGUGUCUGGCCCAUAAAACGGGCGGUCGAUUCCAUCAGGCUCCUGACAGUACAGAUAUUGCUGUUGUCAGAAAACUCCUUUCAGAUCUCUGCAGUACAGAUCAAGUGCUUCCAACAUUUGAGGGGGAUGAUAUGAAGAGACUAGCAAAAGAGAUUGAGAAGCUGAGAUUCUUCCAGAAACAAGCCAAAACGUUCAGGGAAACUGUUUUGGAGUGGAAGAAUCUGGAGUGAGCAUAGACACGGAUCUCCAACACUGUUCAAAUAAUUACACCCCUAGUCAAAUCCAGACCUGUGUUCAUUUCUUAGAAUUGAUUAAUAGCAGUUUCACUGGGCUACAAACAGUGGUUUGAUCAUUUUAUGUUACCUUUUUUAUGUUUUGUGAAUUGUACUGUUUCAGUUUAAAUUUGGAUGAAAAGCCAUUCAAUUGUAUAUAAUAUGUCUGAAAUACAAACAUGUGGAAAAUGCCCCCCCACCUUACUUUAAACAGGAUU
Messenger RNA from Xyrauchen texanus (razorback sucker), 4005 nucleotides. It is a transcript of the gene vwa3a, whose product is annotated as von Willebrand factor A domain containing 3A. Lineage: Eukaryota; Metazoa; Chordata; Actinopteri; Cypriniformes; Catostomidae. The record is from RefSeq and is a predicted model, not a curated record.